UCUGGAGUACGGAGGGGAGGGGGGAGCCUGGAAACCGCCCCGUGUCCCAUUUCCUCCUCUUGUUUUCGCUCCGGAUUCUCCAUGUUGGACCCAAACUGAGGAGCCCGGAGCUGCCACCGGGGGAUCGGGGCCGGGGGCACCCGGGGGAGCCGCUGCCCGGGCCGCCCGCCCUCUGUAUAGGCCUCCUCCCUUCCCGGCCCGGGGAGGAAACAAGAGGGGGGAUGUGAACAGCUGUGGGAGUCCGAGUCUUGGGAGCCGGAGCCGGAGCGGGCCCCCGCCCAGGCCCCCCCCCCCAGCCCAACCCAGCCGAGCCUGCAAGCCCGCCGGUCCUCCCGCCCAGCCAGCUCGGGCCCGCGGGAUUGUUAGAUGGAACACGGCUCCAUCAUCACCCAGGCGCGGAGGGAAGACGCCCUGGUGCUCACCAAGCAAGGCCUGGUCUCCAAGUCCUCUCCUAAGAAGCCUCGUGGGCGCAACAUCUUCAAGGCCCUUUUCUGCUGUUUUCGCUCCCAGCAUGUUGGCCAAUCAAGCUCUUCCACUGAGCUCGCCGCGUACAAGGAGGAAGCCAACACCAUCGCUAAGGUAGGUGGAUGGGUUGUGCAGUUAACCCAUCCUGCGUCUAUUGCUUCCCCUUCGCAGUAUGGGCCAGCCAGAUCCUCCCAGGGUCAUGGGGCAGUGGGAGCUCCUCAUCCUUAUACUACCAAAUUGAUGUUAUUAACUCCUGCUUUCCAGCCAAUCAACAAUGCUGACUUCAUAGUGCCUGUAGAGAUUGAAGGGACCACUCACCAGGUGUAUGUGCUCAAGAGGCCUUAUGUGGAUGAGUUCCUGAGACGAAUGGGGGAACUCUUUGAAUGUGUACUCUUCACUGCCAGCCUGGCCAAGUAUGCUGACCCUGUGACAGACCUGCUGGACCGGUGCGGGGUGUUCCGGGCCCGCCUGUUCCGGGAGUCCUGUGUAUUCCACCAGGGGUGCUAUGUCAAGGACCUUAGCCGCCUGGGGAGGGACCUGAGGAAGACCCUCAUCCUGGACAACUCACCUGCUUCUUACAUCUUCCACCCAGAGAACGCAGUGCCUGUGCAGUCCUGGUUUGAUGACAUGGCAGAUACCGAGUUGCUGAACCUGAUCCCAAUUUUUGAGGAGCUAAGUGGAGCCGAUGAUGUCUACACCAGCCUUGGGCAGCUGCGGGCCCCUUAGCCCUCCAGCUUCCAAGCAACGGCCACCCCAGUAGGGGACUUUGCUAUACUGUGCCUUUCUGACCAGCCUGACGGACCAAGCAGAAGCUGGAGCACCUCACCAAAUGGGUCCUGGAAAUAGAAGUGAUUAGAAAGAGCUUUAGAGCAGGUUAGAUGUCAAAUGGGCAAGUCAGCCCAACAGUAUCCAGAGCUGCCUGCUCCCUGAGUUGGGCUCCUGAGAUUUGUGUGUUUAGUGUAUUUGGGUGGGUGUGUCUCGAGGAGUCUCCAGUGAGCAUCACCCCAGGAUAGCCAAGUGUUUCAGGGGGACAGGGGCUGAAAGAUCAAGACUCUUCGCCAGUUAGCUUGUCUCCUCUCCCAUCACCUGACAAGCCUCUGAAGACUAUUGCAGGCUCCAUUGCCAAACCAUGGCCUUUCCUCAGUGUUGUAGGCCUGUGCCAAGGAAAAAGGAAGGGCCAAAGGCUGCCUUUGGAUGCCUGGGGCACACACCUUUCUGAGAACUUUCUCCAGCCAGCUGCUGUAGACAAAAAGAUGCCAUUUCUGGAAGGAUGAGAACUUGUUUCCAGAAUCAGCACUCCCGUGGCCAUCGGUCCCGAGGCCUUAGGGGCUGCACUUGCUUCCAGCUGAAUGCCUGCCAUGGGCCCUUUCUGGGUCUCCCCAAGGCUCAGGCUCUGGGCUUGCCUUCCUCACCAACUAGCCAUAGUCUUCAUCCUAUGAGGAAGGAAGUCUUCUCCCUGCCCUGGCCUGGAAGAGGACAGAUAACUGAUUUCCGUUCCUUUAACUCUGUUUAAAAUUCUCUUUCUAAACAUGGAGUGGUGGGCCUGGUUUGUUUCUGGCAAAGCUGUACCCCUGGGAGUAAGAGGAAUGGAAGGUGCUGGGGUUAGGGUUAUAGAAAAGAGCAUGAAUGUUUGAGUCCUCUUGGCUACAUUGUAGAUCAGCUAAGUUUCUUCCCAGAAGUCUGCUCUUCAGGGAUUCUCUGCUGGUGCUGGCCCAAGGACAUCAUUCUGAAGGUGGGGAAGGGCUCUCAGCUGCCCCAGCCCCUCCCAUUGGGCAGGGCUCUUUCCUGUUGUGUCUUCCCUAGGGGUCUGUGCUGUGCCAAGCGCUGUUCCAGCCUUCAUCCUUCCAGCUUAUUGCUAUUCCUCUCCAGGGCCUCUGAACGCCUGCUUUUCCACGAUGGAGAAAGGAUGGGUAUUCUGUCUUUUGGUUGCCAACCCUCAACGCACAUGCCUCUCCUGCCUCUGGUAUCAAGAGUGAGUGAGCCUCUCAUAGACCUGCACUCUGGGUGUCUCUUGCUUUCAAAGGUUCUUAAUAGUAAAUGCUUUAAAAAAAAAAAAAAGUCAUAAGAUGAAAGUUUCCCCAGGAUGGAAAAUGAAAGGGGAAGUGCUGCUGUAAUUGGGAGCACAAGGGGCCCCUCAAAAGGGAGCCCUGCCUCAGCAUCACUGCCUUAAUCAUGGCCUCCCCACACCCCCCCAGGGCUGGGUGGGGGUUCUCCCUUUUCCUCCCUCCUUCUGGAUGGGAAGGGAUUCUGUUCCCAAGUCUGUUUUCCUUGGAGACAGGUGUUACAAAGCAUUUGUGAAUCGCUUCAGGUGCAGGUCACCACCCACUCAGGACUCAUCCCAUUAUCCUUUUUGGUUUCCACACACGGGGUCCAGCCUCAGGAACCACACAGUUUGGAGAAAGAAAAGCUGAGUUGUGGCACAGCAGCUCGACGGUAGCUGGCUGGCUAGCAUCUUUUCUCUUGCCUCGCGGUGCCACCUUCCCACCUUGUCCCAACGUUGUGAGGCCUUGUCUUUCUCUUUGGCAUCCCAGAAGUAGAACAGAGCCCCCCGAGUUCAUAUGGUCAUUUCCCCCAGCAUCACUGGGGUCCUACAGGUAAAGGGGACGAUGGCUUCAGGUGCUUACCAAGGAGGCUGACCUCUUGAAAGAACCUGGGAACUCACACCCUUAAGGCCAGCUGUGGCCUUAGGUUCAGGUCCUGGCUGCCACCCUUUCAGGAAAAGCCUCUGUCCAAGCCCAUCUCUGAGGGCUUGCACAAGUCUACCAUUUGGUCCAGCCAAGCUUUUCUGACUAAGCAAUAAGAGGCUCAAAGCUGAUUGAGUUCCAAGGACCUUCUUGCCCUCCUUUGGCUCUCCAUGUUUUUCCACAUGGAGGUAGAGCCUGUGCCAUGCCCUUCCUAUCCAGCUUGUCUGAGCUCUUGGAGUGUGACACGCGACCAAAGCCAGGGUGGCUUGGUUGGAGUGUCUUCUGCUGCUUCUGCAUGAAGCCCCUGCUUUUAUAGACCCUGCUGCCAUCAGCACCCUGAUUGCCACCUGCAGGUCCCUAUAGCAGUGCCAUCCCUACCCACUCUUUUUCCUUUCCCAGAGAAGCAACAUAGCCAAACCUAAACAGGGUCUAUGUGUGUGGACCAGAGCCAGGCUGAAGGCAUAUUAUUGCAGCCGGCUUCCUAGUUUUCAGGUGUUGGGGGCAAGAAGUGAUUGUGGAACUUGCUCCUCCAAGGAAUCAGGCAGACUCACUUUUGGAGGAGGGCAAGAUUGUGAAGGGAGCCAGUUCAUCGUGCAGUCUGCUCUAGGGCUUGCCACCAGCCCUUCCUGUUUGAAACUGGUCUUCAGGAGUCAGUAGGCCACCUGGCCUCAAGCACCAGCUUCAGCCCUGCCAGGAAUCUGCCCACCUUCCAGGUUCAGUUCUUUUAAGGUGCCUCUUCAGGGACACAGUGUGUCUCUCUGAUUGGGCUUCUCAGUCAAAAGCCUGAUGUUCGUGUCCCUCUUAUAGGGGGAGCUUUGGACACAGGACCAGUUUGGUAAAAGGGUCAAGUAAGGGUUUCCACUCUGCACAUUGUAGAGGGGACACUCUGUAGGCCCAUGGGUCCCUUAUUGGAGGAGUUGAAUGAAUUUACCUUCAGUUAACCUGGGACCUUCUGUUUAGCUCCCUCCUGCCUCCCAAAGAUUUUUUGUGUGUGUGUAAGUGGUAUAAACUCACCUUGUUAACAGUGGCCCAGAAGCUUCUUUAUAUUAAAAGCACGAGCGUCUCAAGGCAGUUGUUGCUUGGGAAAUGGAUCCCGUGCAGUUGUGCCACCCCUACCCUGUUCCUGAGGCCAGUUGGUAGGCAGCCCAUGUAGGGCCCCAACAGGCUGUGUAUGUGUGUGAGAGAAAGGUAAGCUCCUUUUUCCCACCCAGGGCUUCAGUGGGUUACUUAACCUCUGUUGUCCUUUAGUCGCUUUUUUUUUUUUUUUCAAUAGGGACUUGGUUAUGUCUCUUUGUUUUGUUCUUUCUGUUAAGCACCCGUACUAUCUGCAUAUUCAGCCAGGGCAGCGGAGGUCAGAGGUCUGUCCAGCUGCCCUCCUCCUCCAGCGUUUUGGGGUCUGUCCCUGGAGCAUACCCACUCCUUUGGUCCCUGAGCUCCUUUGCUUGUAAUCAACCCCAAGCUUGCUGCAUUUCCCUUUCAAGAUGCCAUUUGGAGAGGGAGGAUCUGCUUCCCACUGUGACUGGGCUAUGGGAUUCUGACUACCUUGCUUCAUGAUUUGAUAAAUUUGUUGUAUUCAAAAACUUGAAAUGUAGGACGCCAUUAAGUGUCUGUUUAUAUUUUUGGAAUAUUUGUAUUACUUACAAUUAAUUAAUAAAAGCAGGUUUUAAAAACCUA
Dipodomys ordii (Ord's kangaroo rat) is the source of this 4823-nucleotide messenger RNA. RefSeq names its product CTD (carboxy-terminal domain, RNA polymerase II, polypeptide A) small phosphatase 2 (gene Ctdsp2). Bases 367 to 1191 code for a protein of 274 amino acids. Gene Ontology annotation, molecular function: RNA polymerase II CTD heptapeptide repeat phosphatase activity. The transcript is spliced from 7 exons. NCBI's taxonomy places the organism in Eukaryota, Metazoa, Chordata, Mammalia, Rodentia, Heteromyidae. The record is from RefSeq and is a predicted model, not a curated record.